This is a messenger RNA of Colletotrichum orchidophilum, 1245 nucleotides long. RefSeq lists its product as uncharacterized. The transcript has a single exon. NCBI's taxonomy places the organism in Eukaryota, Fungi, Ascomycota, Sordariomycetes, Glomerellales, Glomerellaceae. The record is from RefSeq and is a predicted model, not a curated record. Bases 1 to 1245 code for a protein of 414 amino acids.
AUGUCUUCCUCCCAACAACCUCCCAGACCUCUCAGCCACCUCUCUCCCGUCCCAAUCACACAGAAUGGCCUUUCCGCUCACUACGACAACGACAACAAGCUACUCCUCCUUACAUCCCGGGCCGAUGCCGUCCACAUCACCACCGACAUCCACUUCCGCCAGAUCCAGAUCCUCGGCGGCCUCCUCUUCGUAGUCGAAGGAUGGGUCGGCCCGGUCACCCAGGGAACCGAGCCCUACACCGUGACAGACAGCUUCCCAAUUGAACUCCCCAGCCGCGUCUUCCCCUCCGGCUACGUGGUCAUCAAAGGCGCCGAAAACGCACAAUUCAAGGUCAAGAUCCAGCCCCUUUUGAAGGAUGGUGCCGGCAACAACGCCCAGACGGCCUCGACCGAGAAGGCCGACUUUGACGUCCCCAACGUCAAGCUCAUCCCCCCCACGGAGCCAAUCAUCACCAAGCUCGGCCAGAACUUCACCAUCCGCCAGUCCGACCAGUUCAACAGCCAAGGCGGCACCGUCGACGUCGCCUUCAACCAGGCCUUGCUCAAGCUCACCAACGCCCGCAUCGUAGACUCCAAGAUCGAGUGGGUCUUCUCCCCGCUACAGACCGGCAACACCCAAGUCUCCGUCUUCGUCGCGUCCAACAACCCCCCCUUCGCCUUCCGCGUCCUCCACAACGUCGAAAUCAAGCAGGCCGCCGCCACCGAGACCCUCAACCCCCUGGCCCUCUUCUCCGUCGCCUCGGCCUCCAAGGCCACAAACGACAACACCGAAGCCGAAAUCGCCCAGAGCGGAGGAUCCAAGAUUGUCAUCCCGUCCUGGGACAGCACCGUCAACGCCGGCCUCAACCUCAUCAAGAAGCAAUUCCCCUCCGCCAAGCUCCAGAGCGCCGAGGGCAGGUCCCCGACCGGCGCCGGCGUCAAGAACCCCUUUGAGCUCUCCAAGGUCAGCAUCAUCGCCCGCCUCGACGGCAACAAGACGGCCACCGUCCGCUCCCAGGGCUUCUUCGACUUUGGCCCCGUCAAAGUCGGACCCCUCCUCCUCGGCGUCGCCCCCUUUGACUGGCCCGUCAAGGUCAACUCCAACGACGCCUUCGCCAUCGUCCGCAAGGCCGGCUACCAGCAGCCCGUCGACAGUCUUUCGCUGUCCCAGCCCGUCGUCCCCACCGUCGACCAGCCUUUGUACACGCUCACUCUUGGCGACCAGACCGUUCAGCUUGGAGCUACUGAUGGCAAGAUUAUCAACUAG